CUCCGUCUCUCCGUCCCAGCCGCCGGAACCGUAGGAAAGGUCGCCCUCAUCUCCAGAACCUGGCCUGCGCGCGUUCGACCGCCCUCACCUCAGGACAGCGACGCAGGCGGGCUGCUUCAGCUGGGCCGGCGAGGCUGCGGCCCUUCCCCAGGUCCCGCUUUCACAGCACUUUCGCCGGAUGUAGCCGAGCCCAGCCUCCAUCUUGUCCGCGAAAGCGAAAAGUUGCCGGUGGGGAGCGCCUCCGACAUCGCUCUGGGCGCUGGGGCGGUCGGAAAUAUAGUUCGGUGAUGAGGCUACAACGCGCGGAGUCCAAGUAGGGCAGCCACAGGCUGUCGGCACCUAAUUUUUUGUGUGUUCACAUCUUUCCCACCCCCUCCUUUCUGUCAGCCUUUCCAUCACCUUCCCUACCUCUUUCCCUUCCUGGCUGUCACACUGUUAUCUCUUUUUCCAUGUCUGUCCCCCAUCCUGGAAGCUGAUUCCCCUCAGGCUGUCAACACAUAAUUUUCAAAAAAGGUAGAAAAAAGCGCGCUCUCCCUCUCAGGAGCAGCCCCGUGCCUUUCCCUCCAGCCCUCCGCCCAGGCACCUUCUCUUUGCCUUUCUCGUAACCUCCAAGGACUCUUCUUUUGCCUCUGUAACAGUUUCCUGAGCCUAAGAAGCCCAGCUGGCUCACUUCUACCUCUGUGCCUUUCUAAAUAACACUUUCUGAUUUAAAAAAAUUAAUAAAUGUAAAAACAGCCCUGGCUGAUGUAGCUCAGUAAAUGGAGCUGGAGCCUACGAACCAAAAGGUCAUUGAUUUGAUUCCCAGUCAGGGCAUGUGCCUGGGUUGCAAGCCAGGUCUCCAGUGCAGGGUGCAUGAGAGGCACCACGCAUUGAUGUUUCUCUCCCUCUCUUUCUCUCUCCUUUUUCUUCUAAAAAUAAAUAAAAUCUUUAAAAAAAAUAGAAAGUGAGGUCAUCCAUUAUAAAAGACUAGAAAGAUUUUUUUUGGAAAAAAAAAAAAAGGAAGGGAAAAACAAACUCUAACUUUGAUUUCUUCACCCAGGGAGCUAGGAGGAUGACAGGUGAUUCCAGGAAGAUGAGAGAGAAGGAACAAUGGAGUUGAAAAACAGAACACUAAAUAAAAACCCAAAGUCGGACUAGUGCCCUAGAGCACAGGGGUGGGACAGAGGUGUCGUACAGUCAGUCCUGUGACACUUAGGGUCCUAGAGUGUGACACAACUCUAGCUCUGGGGAUACUUUCUUUUAUAAGGGACAGUGAGCAUUUGCAACCUAUCAACCUUUACAACUUAGCAUCUAAAUUCACAGUAUCUGGUCCCUGAUCAAAGUAGUUAAAAACAGUUGCUUGGCUUAGGGAGUUGGGGCUCCUAGUCAUCUUUUUGCCUCAAUGUCAGGUUUUGGGUAAGUUUUCAUAACAAGUCUCCCACUAACUCUUUCUGGUUCUCUUCUUGCUGUCACUUUUUCUUAGUCUUUGAAAACUCUCAAUCCAUCUUAUUCUAUCUCUGAUUUUUGUCUCUCUGUUCCUUCUUGCCUGUGUAUUCCUGUGGCCUUGUCAGUCCCUUGAGUCUCAAUGUCUACACUUCUGGUCCCUGUGAGUCUAUUCUCUCCCUCUUUCCUGUCACCUCCAUCCCUUCCUGAUCUCCGUCCCUGUUGCUAACUAUUCUGGUACCCCUGUCAACCCCGGUAUCACUCCCUGACUCGCUGGAUUGUUAUCACAUUCUGUAGCUCAGAGAGAGUAGAGAUUCCUCUCUCUUUUUUCUUUCCGUGUGUUCACAUACUGGAGUCUCCUCGCCUGUAUCAGUCACUCCCUUCUCCCCUCUACCCCGCACCUCUUUAUCCCAGUCUCCGCCCCACGCUUUCACCCCACUUCCCGCGCUUUUCCGACGCCCACCACGCCCCUGGGUUGCCUAGGAGACCAACGAGCGGGUCCCACAUGUUACUGUGGACAGGCACCAGCCCACCUACCGCUAGCCAAAGCAAACGGUGCAUAAACACGCACGGAGCGCCCGGCUAACUACAUCUCCCAGAAAGCACCGGGUCGAUCUACUUUCAGCAUUCCGUUCCGGGAGAGAGUGGCACCUCCCCCAAUCUCAGCGGGCGGUUUCCAUGGAGACCCGGGAUGACCGAGGGCGGUGAUUGGUGCAGAACCGUGCUAAUCCCCUGGAAAGACCUUGAGAGAGUUGAGGGAGAGAUGAUGGGAGGCGUGCGCGGUCCGAUAGGCAGCGUUGCUGUCUGUUGCCUUUGGGAAGCUUGCGGGCAGACACCGGCCUCAGCCCAGACUGUCUUUCUGAUGAGGCCCACAGCACUGGGCUCCCCAGGGCACGAAGCCCCAGAAGACAAGAGACCCAUCAUGGUGAAGCUGGAGGACUCUGAGGAGGAAAAGAAGGAGACCACCCCAUGGGAUCCUGGCCCAGAGGCUGCACGUCAGUGUUUCUGGCACUUCCGCUACGAGGAGGCAGCAGGGCCCCGAGAGGCCUUGGCCCUGCUCCGGAAGCUAUGCCGCCAGUGGCUGCAGCCCGAGGUACACUCCAAGGAGCAGAUGCUGGAACUACUGGUGCUGGAGCAGUUUCUGGGUGCACUGCCCACUGAGAUCCAGGCCCAAGUGCGGGAACAGCAGCCAGGCAGCACUGAGGAGGCUGUGGCCCUUGUUGAGGAGCUGCGUCGGAAGCCAGGAGGACCCCGGAGAUGGGUCACAGUCCAGGUGCAGGGCCAGGAGGUGCUAUCAGAGAAGAUGGAGCUGUCGGACUUCCAGCCACUCCCUCAAACCAAGCCUGGGAUUACAGAACCUGGGCCUGAUACAACCCCUGGAGCCACACAGAGGUCGCCACUGAGCCUUCACGUGAAAGAGGAGCCCGGGGUCACAGAGGACCCAGGUGAGGGCAGGCAAGAAUUUCUGGAUUCUGGGCCUCUAGCCAACCUCCGGGAGGCCGAUUCUACCCUCCUGCUUGAGGAGACCCAGGGCUGUGGGAUGGUGCUGGACCAGGCCUCUCUCCACAGCAAGACUGGGCCUAAUGGGCGCUCAUGGAUGGAACUCCCUGGGGCCCUAUGGCAAGAAAAACCUGGGAGCAUCUUCUCCCCAGGGUUUGCGCUCCAGAUGGACAGUGUCUCUGCUGGCCCAGGCACUGUGAGCCCCCACCUCCACUGGGACCUCAGUGUCGCUGGCCUCACAGGCCAACUCCAGUCACCCUCCAGAGAAGGUGGCUUCUCACAUGCGCUGGUGCUCCCCAGCGACCCAGGAGGUGAGCAGGACCCCACGGACAAGGAUCCCUGCCAGGGUGUGGGGCGAAUGACCACUGUCUGCUGGCCAGCCCCCGGGGGUCGGAGCCGAGGUCGUCCCAGCACAGGUGCUGGGGCAGUACGAGGUGGCCGUUGCGACGUGUGUGGGAAGGUGUUCAGCCAACGCAGCAACUUGCUGCGGCACCAGAAGAUACACACGGGAGAGCGGCCAUUUGUGUGCGGUGAGUGCGGCCGUGGCUUCAGCCGCAGCUCACACCUGCUGCGCCAUCAGCUCACGCACACGGAGGAACGCUCAUUUGUCUGCAGCGACUGCGGUCAGGGAUUUGUGCGCAGCGCACGACUGGAGGAGCACCGGCGUGUGCACACGGGCGAGCAGCCCUUCCAUUGCACCGACUGUGGCCAAAGUUUCCGGCAGCGCUCCAACCUGCUGCAGCACCGGCACAUCCACGGUGAUCCUCCAGGUACUGGCACUGGGCCCCCCACGCCUCCCAGUGCACCGGAGCCCCCAGGUCCCUUCCCGUGCAGCGAGUGCUGCGAGAGCUUCGCGCGGCGCGCAGUGCUGGUGGAGCACCAGGCUGUGCACACGGGCGACAAAUCCUUCAGCUGCAUCGAGUGCGGGGAGCGCUUCGGCCGCCGUUCAGUGCUGCUGCAGCACCGGCGAGUGCACAGUGGUGAGCGGCCCUUCGCCUGUGCCGAAUGCGGCCAGAGCUUCCGGCAGCGCUCCAACCUAACGCAGCACCGUCGCAUCCACACCGGUGAGCGGCCCUUCGCCUGCACCGAGUGCGGCAAGGCCUUUCGCCAGCGGCCCACGCUCACACAGCACCUGAGGGUGCACACAGGCGAGAAGCCUUUCUCCUGCCCCGAGUGCGGCCAGUGCUUCAGCCAGCGUCUCAAGCUCACACGCCACCAGCGGACACACACUGGCGAGAAGCCCUACCACUGUGGUGAAUGCGGCCUGGGCUUCACACAGGUUUCGCGGCUCACGGAGCACCAGCGCAUCCACACGGGAGAGCGCCCCUUUGCCUGCCCUGAGUGCGGCCGGUGCUUCCGACAGCAUGCCAACCUCACACAGCACCGGCGCAUCCACACAGGAGAGCGGCCCUACGCCUGCCCGGAGUGUGGCAAGGCCUUCCGCCAGCGGCCCACGCUCACGCAGCACCUGCGUACCCACCGGCAUGAAAAGCCCUUCUCCUGCCAGGACUGUGGCCGGCGCUUCCACCAGAGCACCAAGCUCAUCCGGCAUCAGCGUGUCCACAGUACAGAGUAACCAGUGCCCACUGACCUCCUCUGUGCCCACCUCAGUUCUCUGUGUGUAGGGGGACACAGGGGGACAGAACACCUAGUUCGCAGGGUUGUUGUGAGGCCUGCCAUCACAUAGGUAUACGCAGGCUGGUCCAGAGUCUGAUGCCCCAGUAGGUACUCAAUAAACAGUAGAAGGAACCUGGCUCUGGAUCUCCAGACACUCAAUGCCACCCUACCUGCACAGGUCUCUCUCUAACAAUCCCACCUAUCCAUCACUUCCACUGCAACCUCAUGGUUCCUGAGAGCCUGACCCCCUGCAGAAGUGGCUCCUAGCAGCAACUGCACGAGGGUUCCCCAUUUACUAUGAUUCCAGUACUGUUAGGAUGACUUCAAGGCACACAUCCAUGAGUCAAACGAACUGGCAGGGGAGGACCUGGACUGGCUCAGUUCUCUCCAGCCAGCCAAGAUCACUGGAUGCAAUAAA
Artibeus jamaicensis (Jamaican fruit-eating bat) is the source of this 4957-nucleotide messenger RNA. RefSeq names its product myeloid zinc finger 1 (gene MZF1). Gene Ontology annotation, molecular function: DNA-binding transcription repressor activity, RNA polymerase II-specific; RNA polymerase II transcription regulatory region sequence-specific DNA binding. The coding region runs from base 2114 to 4498 and encodes 794 amino acids. Gene Ontology annotation, biological process: negative regulation of transcription by RNA polymerase II. Gene Ontology annotation, cellular component: nucleus. The record is from RefSeq and is a predicted model, not a curated record. The transcript has 6 exons. Lineage: Eukaryota; Metazoa; Chordata; Mammalia; Chiroptera; Phyllostomidae.